Molecule: messenger RNA, 1755 nt
Organism: Musa acuminata AAA Group (dessert banana)
Lineage: Eukaryota; Viridiplantae; Streptophyta; Magnoliopsida; Zingiberales; Musaceae
Product: probable polygalacturonase
Exons: 13
Coding region: 1-1755 (584 amino acids)
Biological process (GO): carbohydrate metabolic process
Molecular function (GO): polygalacturonase activity
Source: RefSeq, a predicted model, not a curated record
AUGAACGGAGCGAGCGUCUGCAUCAUGCCCACCCUGGCUUGCACUUAUUUGGUUAGGCUGAGGAAUGCCUCAAGUGUCACAGCCGAGGGUCCCGUGGUCAAUGUUAGGAGCCUUCUGUCGAGUGAGCUGGAUGACGAGGUGGUCGUGCCCUCGGGAAGGGAUGCUUGUUGGCGUUGGUCAGGCUCCGACCGAUUGACGGCUCGUCCUUGCGCAUUGGAUGGCGACCCUUGGGUUGAGACGCUUGCGGCUCGCGAGUGGUCAUUCGCUUGCAGAAAUGGCCCUCAUAGGGCGAUCCCCGACUUUGGCCCCUUCGAUGAGCAAGUGUUGAUGAUUUUAGUGCUGUGGACGGUGGUAACGACGGCGUACAUAGGGAUCGCUAAGGGCCAUCGCCACCAUCGGCGGGCAGGUGGUGCGACGGAGCUAGAAGCCUUGCACUUCGCGGCGGCGGGGGCAGGAGGAUGUCGGGCCCACAUGGCCAGCCUGACGGACUUCGGCGGGGUGGGCGACGGGGUGACCUCCAACACGGCGGCCUUUGCAGCGGCCGUGGCCAACCUCAAUCCACUUGCAACCGAUGGAGGCACAGUGCUUUUCUUAGACAGAGGGCUAUGGAUUCAAGGAGCGUUCUCUCUAACCCCAAAUGAAACUCUAUACCUAUGGAAAGAUGCUAUAUUAUACAAGGCUAUGGAUAUCAACGAGUGGUCGAUCAUUGACCCUUUGCCCUCCUACGGUAGAGGAAGAGAUGCGUCUGGGGGUAGAUACAGUAAUCUCAUCAUGGGAUAUAACCUAACCGAUGUGGUCAUAACAGGGAAUAAUGGAACUAUCGAUGGACAAGGUGAAACCUGGUGGAAAAUGUUCCGUAACAAAGAACUCAAUUACACUCGUGGAUACCUCAUUGAAUUGAUGUACUGCAAACAAGUGCUGAUUUCCAACAUUACAUUGGUUAACUCUCCAUCGUGGAAUGUCCAUCCAGUGUACAGCAGCCACGUAAUCGUCUCAGGCAUCACAAUUCUUGCACCGGUCAACUCUCCCAACACUGAUGGGAUCGAUCCAGACUCAUCCUCCAAUGUCCGCAUUGAGGACUGCUACAUAGUCUCAGGCGAUGACUGCAUCGCCAUUAAAAGCGGUUGGGAUGAGUACGGGAUUGCAUUCAACAUGUCAAGCAAACACAUAGUGAUCAGACGGCUCACCUGCAUCUCCCCCACGAGCGCUGUCAUCGCCCUGGGAAGCGAGAUGUCGGGAGGAAUCCAAGAUGUCCGGGCCGAAGACAUCACGGCCAUCCACUCCGAAUCCGGCGUCAGGAUCAAGACGACCAUCGGAAGGGGAGCUUACGUGAAGGACAUAUUCGUGAGAAGAAUGAAUCUGCACACGAUGAAGUGGGUCUUCUGGAUGACGGGCACCUACGGGCAGCACCCGGACGACAAAUUUGAUCCGAAAGCCAUUCCGGUGGUGCAGAAUAUCAGUUACAGCAACGUGGUGGCCGAGAACGUGACCAUGGCCGCGAAGCUGGAGGGGAUUCCCGGCGCGCCCUUCACCGGAAUAUGCAUCUACAAUGUGACGGCGGAGGUGGUGAAGUCGAAGAAGCCGAUUUGGAACUGCACCGACGUGGAGGGCGUAUCGAGUCACGUGACGCCCACUCCCUGUGCGCAGAUUCCGGAAUAUCCAGAUCGUAUAACGCAUUGCCCCUUCCCUGAAGAUGAUCUACCUGUGAAUGGUGUUGGGCUAGAGGAGUGUGCUUAUCACAGAGCCAAGCCAUGA